Molecule: messenger RNA, 2088 nt
Organism: Symbiodinium sp. CCMP2592
Lineage: Eukaryota; Dinophyceae; Suessiales; Symbiodiniaceae
Source: the annotation of a GenBank genome assembly
AUGCACUCGGACGGAGGUCAAAGAGGUUCAGGCCUCGUCGGUCAGCGAGGCUACAGCACCUGUCGGCGAGACAGGUGGAGGCUCAUGAGCUUCGCCUGCUGUUCCGCCAUGGUUUCGACAUCCUGGAUCGCUUCAGACAAAUUGGCUUGGUGUUUUGGUGGUGGAGGGAUGGCUUCGCGAAGCUGCGCGAGAGCCCACCUUCAACAACGGCAACUUUUUGGUGGAUUUCUGGACCCGAGCGACUGGCAGCGAGACAGCUUUGUUGGGGAGUCUUUGAGUCUGUGGCUGCCUUCGUAUCCGCCAAAGACAGAAGUCGUUGCGCUGGCAGUCGAACCUUCCAGCGACAGGUAUUGGUCGUAUCUGAAGCCAGAGAAAUGCAAGUGGUAUAUGGACAAGAUCGUGGCGGUUGGCGAGAAAGUUGGUGAUCUGGAAGAGAGAACUUUGAUGUUCAUGAAAGCCGUGCGCUCCCCGUCUGACCUGCUUCGCAUGGCAGCGCUGAUUUCCACAGACUCCGACGACGCAGACUGCGAACGACAUGGGUGUGCUCCCAGUGUGUGCCUGUGGAUCUUCGGAAAGACUCGUGUCGAUGACUGCGUCUACUGGGCGGCGCUAAGGCGGAUGUUCCUUAUGCUCAAGGACAUCGCAGAUCUGGUGUGCAUCACGUACACGUUGUUUGCUGGUUGCAUUGCCUCUCUUGGUUUGCAAGCAGAUUGGCGCAACGGGUCUGCUUGGUAUGCUCUCCUAUAUAGCGAGCUGUUUGUGCUCGCAUUGCUUCUCGCAUGGCUGCAGAAAGCUCUUCAUCUCCUGUCAGCAAUGCCUCGCAGCGAGGUUUUCCGCGAGGUUUUGGGAAGACUUUUGACGUGGCGGGUACAUCAAGCGAUGGGAAUUGCUUCACUCGGUCUUCGUGAUCCUGGUCUUGUCUUGGUGUCCUGGUUGGUCUUGUCCGCUCUCACGGAGGCCGCUGGAAGUGCAAUCGACAGCUUUGUCAAGGCGACUUCUGACCGAAAGAACGCUGGAGAAGAGCUCCUCAUAAGGAAACAGCGUUCGGAGCUGUUGCGCUUGGUACAGACAGUGGCAGCCGACACUCUGGCAAUCCCAAUCGGAGACUUGCCACUGGCGGCUCCUCUCGGUGCCGACUCAGCGACGGCGGUGCGUUUCAGUGUCGCCUUGGAGAAGGAGCUGGAAGCAGAUCUUGCCGGAAAGCGACUUCCGGCGACGCUCCUCUUCGACUUCCCUACCUUGACCGAGAUUGUGGAGGGCCUUCCAGAACUCGCUGGCAAACCUGCGAAGCCAGUCCAUGUACAGCAGGUUGGGUCCGCGGAUCUCCUCAUCUCGGCUUUCAGUUGUGAGCUGCCUGGGGCGAGCGACUUGCAGGAGCUUUGGCCAAGACUGCAAACAGAGGUGGAUGAUGUUCAGGAAGUUCCUAUCCGUAGGUGGGAUUGGGCUGAUGCCGAGAUCCCUGGUGCUCGUCACGGUAGUUUUCUCGAAGGGGCAGACCUUUUCGAUGCAUCUUUCUUUGGCCUUCAGUCAGCGGAAGCACAGGCCAUGGAUCCGCAGCAACGACUGCUGCUGCGCACAAGCUACGAAGCCCUGGCCCAGUCUGGACAUGACAAGGGAACGUUGCUCGGAGCCCCGUACGGGGUGUUUGCCGCAGUAAGCAACCAGGACUGGUACAGCUGGUCGUUCAGCCAGGAGCACGGCCCGACCAGCGUAUUUGCAGGUACUGGGGUCGCUGCAGCUCUGGCUGCAAAUCGUAUAUCGUUCUCGCUGGGUCUUCGCGGGCCCAGUAUGACGAUCGACACUGCGUGUUCAUCUUCGCUGACAGCUCUCUCAGCAGCAUCGGCGCAGCUGCAGCGUCCAGCUGCUUCAGGUCGAGCAUCUCGCCGGCGCAUCCGGGAGUCUGUUGCAGCAGGGUGUGAGCUUCUGCUGGGCCCAAAACCCAUGCAACUGCGGCAUGCUGCGGGGAUGCUUUCGCGAUGCUCUGAGCCUGCACAGACGGUCAACCGGCCGUUGCAAGACCUUCAACUCAACCGCAGACGGCUACGUCAGGGGCGAAGGCUGUGGAGCUGCUGUGCUUACAAUAGAUGA